AUGUCUCGUCGCCAUCUCCUCCAGCUCCUGCCUCGUCGUCGUCUCUUGUGCGUAUCAUCGCCUCCUCUACCGUCCUUAAAUACUGCUCGUUUCUAUCGUAUUUCAUCCAAUGAAAGCUCUUUAACGCAUUGUCGUUCGUCUUCCUCAAGUCGCAGUACGAAAUCUCUCAGUCAAUUGGUACAUGCGUUGCGUAUUUUCCAUACCUUGGAGCAACAUUUUGCUGUACCUUUUAAUUUUGUCGUACCUCGGAGUACUCUUUGGCCUCGAGAAUUGCAUCAUGUACGUUUGGGUAUGAAGGUACAUAGGUUUAUGCAAGUACAGAGGAAAGACGGCACAGCAUCGACGACGGCCUUGAAGACAAGGACACAUCAUUUUGAACAGUUACAAGAAUUACAAGCCAUGGGGUUUCCAUUCGACUCAUGGCAAGAGUAUCAAUUUCAAGAGGUUUGUCUUCCUGCUUUAAAGACGUAUAUGAAACAAUAUGGAGAUUUAUUUGUGCCACAGAAAUUUGUGGUACCAGAAGAAGAAGAAGAAGAAGAAGAAGAAGAAGAAGAAGAAGAAGGAGUUAUUUGGCCAAGAGCAACAAGGGGAUACAAAUUGGGACUUGUUGUCGCAAAACUACGAAAACAAAUGCAACAACAAAAACAGAGAGAACAACAACUGCUGAAGGACAUGAAGAAACAAAUGGCUACUUCAGCCGCUUUGCCACCUUUGCCGAAAAAUCAAGUGGAUGCAUUGAAUGAAUUGGGAUUUGUAUGGAGAGUACGAGAUACGAAAUGGUAUCAAUUUUUUCUUCCUGGUCUAAGACGAUACAGGGAAUUGAAUGGAAAUGCAGACGUACCAUUGGCAUUUACAGUCCCGUCCCAUCAAGAAGACCCAAGAUGGCCGAAAACACUGGAAGGAUACAUGUUAGGACGACAUGUGCACAUGGUGCGAUCGGGAAAGUAUGCGACGCAGGUUCGCGAUAGCAAAAAAGAGCUAGAAGAACUGGGAUUUUCGUUUCGACUUGUUGACAAAGCAUGGGUAGAAAGCAUUUUCCCUGCACUUGAGGUCUUUUCCACGCAAUACGGUCACUGCGAUGUGUGGCAAGAUUUUGUGGUGCCUUCGGAAGAGGCUUGGCCUACAGACUCGUGGGGAUUGAAGCUGGGAGACACAGUAAAGAACAUCCGACGCGGAGCAUAUGAUACUCAGGUGCAAGCGGCCCGUAAAGAGCUUGAUGCUUUAGGUUUUGUUUGGAAUGCGCGCCACCGCGUGGAAAAGUUUGUGCGUAGCGUGGUGAUUCCGGCACUGACGACGUACCAGAGACUGCACGGCAACGAUGCCCUCGUGACGACGGACUUUGUAGUACCUGAUCGCGACUCAAACUGGCCCGUACUCUCGCGCGGCUUUAAACUUGGUCAGUGGAUCACACGAGUACGCUCAGGUCAAGUUGCACUUUCGCCCAAACUGCGUUCGGAGCUGGAUAAGGUUGGCUUCGUAUGGCGUUCUUACGACCGGCGUUGGACCGAUAUCCUGCUGCCAGCGUUCCAAGCGUAUGCUGAGCUGCACGGUGGCACUUGUGCGUCGAUGAGCACGAAAUUUACUGUGCCACCUGAAGCGCCGUACCCACGCACAGCCUGGGGCGUGAAUCUAGGUGGCGCCCUGUGGCACAUUCGCAAUGGCGACUCGUACGUGAAUUGCGAAGACAAGCAGCGAGAACUGCGAGCGCUUGGGAUUCUGACCGACGAUGCCGUGGCGUAA
Messenger RNA from Peronospora farinosa, 1740 nucleotides. NCBI's taxonomy places the organism in Eukaryota, Oomycota, Peronosporomycetes, Peronosporales, Peronosporaceae. The record is from the annotation of a GenBank genome assembly.